Messenger RNA from Cucumis sativus (cucumber), 1725 nucleotides. Its product is annotated as GPN-loop GTPase QQT2. Gene Ontology annotation, molecular function: GTPase activity. The transcript has 7 exons. Bases 222 to 1454 code for a protein of 410 amino acids. Lineage: Eukaryota; Viridiplantae; Streptophyta; Magnoliopsida; Cucurbitales; Cucurbitaceae. The record is from RefSeq and is a predicted model, not a curated record.
CAAAGUUCCCCACAAGCCCACUAGGGUUCACAACCGUACGUAUUUCCUUCCUCUUCCGCACUUUAAGCCCGUUUCUUUCUCUUUUCCAUUUUUCCCAAGCCGGCUGUUUACCCAUCUCAGCACUUUAGUGUCGUCGUCGACGCCGUCUCUCUUCGUUUCAGUGGCGCCACCGCCGCCUUUCAUCUGCUCGUGCGGCUGUAAACUUCCUCCUAGUGCCAAUAAUGGAUGUCGAUUCUGAUGCAAGUCAUAAACCAACUGAUGACGCCGAGUGCAGGCCAAUGGAGUCUGAAGAUUCAAAUGAUAAGGGUAAAGCAAAAGAGGAGCUUGCUGAUUCAAUUAAGAACUUAAAUAUUGAAGAAUCAUCUAGGCAUGCCGGCUCUCUAGCCACAAACUUCAGACGAAAACCAGUUAUUAUCAUUGUCAUAGGGAUGGCAGGAAGUGGGAAGACAACUUUCCUUCAUCGUCUAGUGUGCCACACGCAUGCUUCAAAUAUCAGGGGUUAUGUAAUGAAUCUCGAUCCUGCUGUAAUGACACUACCUUUCGGUGCUAAUAUUGAUAUAAGAGAUACCGUGCGAUACAAGGAAGUGAUGAAGCAAUUCAAUCUUGGGCCUAAUGGAGGAAUUUUGACGUCACUUAACUUGUUUGCCACCAAAUUUGAUGAGGUAAUUUCAGUGAUCGAAAAGCGAGCAGAUCAGCUUGAUUAUGUCCUUGUCGAUACUCCUGGUCAAAUUGAGAUAUUCACAUGGUCUGCAUCUGGGGCCAUCAUCACUGAGGCUUUUGCUUCCACCUUUCCCACUGUAAUUGCUUAUGUUGUUGAUACACCUCGUUCAUCUAAUCCAGUCACAUUCAUGAGCAACAUGCUUUAUGCCUGUUCUAUCCUCUACAAGACAAGGCUGCCAGUUGUGUUGGUUUUUAAUAAAACUGAUGUGGCAAAACACGAGUUUGCUUUGGAGUGGAUGGAAGAUUUUGAAGCGUUUCAAGCUGCCGUCAGUUCUGAUAGUUCAUACACCUCCACGUUAAGUCAGAGUCUUUCCCUUGUGCUGGAUGAGUUCUAUAAGAACUUGAAAUCUGUUGGAGUUUCUGCAGUUUCUGGCGCCGGAAUGGAUUCUUUCUUUAAAGCAAUUGAAUCCAGUGCGGAGGAGUACAUGGAAAACUACAAGGCAGAGCUUGACAAGAGAGUUGCCGAAAAGCAGCGAUUAGAGGAAGAGCGCAGACGGGAAAACAUGGAGAAGUUGAGGAGAGAUAUGGAGAGCUCCAAGGGACAAACAGUGGUUUUGAGCACGGGUUUGAAGGAUGACAAGAGUAAAACUAAGAGUAAAACUAAGAUGGUUGACAAUGAUGUUGAAGAGAUUGAUGAAGAAGAUGAAGACGAUGAUGAUUACGAUAGAUUUACCGAAGAGGAUGAUGCCAUCGAUGAGGAUGAAGAUGAAGAGGUUGCUAGAUUCUCCUUUUAGUAGCGGAGAAGGAAAAUGAAACUGUGUAUAGGUUUUACGAAGGAACUAAGUCACCAUUCACUCCAAAUACGAGUCUCUGACCAUUGUUUUUCUGACAUUAUAACAAGGUUUGCUUAUUGGAGGCUCUUAUGAUAAUAUUGCAUUUUUCAUGAUGGUCCUUGUCAUCCAUAGGAGCUUUGGUUUGAAAGCUGGCUUUCCCAUGUCCUUGUAAUGUUGUACAUUUUGAUGGUUCCCUGUUUAUGAUGGCUAAUAUAAGAUCAAUAUUUUGAAA